AUGGCCCUCACCACUAUUCUCAUCGGCCUCGUCGUCGUCACGUUUGUGCUUCGACGAGUGAUGGAGUCGCUGCGUCACGCCAAAAAUGCCCGCGAAAUGGGAUGCAAGCCUCCGCCGCUGGCUCCCAUAAAAGACCCUCUCGGCAUCCUCUCUCUCCUCGAAAUGAUCCAGGCCGACAAGGAGAAGCGAGUUCCCGCCCUGACCGAGGAGCGUGUCAACAGGAUGCGCGAGAACAACGGCGGCAACUAUGUCACCACCAUGCGCCUGCGAACUGGGGCCGUCGAGAACAUCCUGACCAUUGACCCCAAGAAUAUCCAGGCCAUCCUGGCCACCCAGUUCAAAGAGUUUUGUGUUGGUGCCCAGCGAGAGAGCUGCAUGGGUCCUCUCCUCGGAGCUGGCAUUUUUACUACCGAUGGCCCUGCUUGGUCGCACUCUCGCGCCAUGCUCCGUCCUCAGUUCACCCGCGACCAGAUCAGCGACCUCAGCCUCGAAGAGGUGCACGUCCAAAACGCCUUCAACGUUAUGCCGCCCGUCAACAGCGAGGGCUGGACCGAAGUCGACAUCCAGACCAUCUUCUUCCGCCUCACUCUCGACUCCGCCACCGAGCUCCUCUUUGGCGAGUCGUGCAAGUCCCAGCUCGUCGCCGUCGACAACGCCAGCAACGACAAGGAGUUCUCAGCCCGCGGCACCGACUUUGGCACCAACUUUGACCGCGGCCAGUGGUACCUGUCCCAGCGCGUGCGCACCCCCUUCCUCAAGUUCUUCUACAACGGCGACGAGUUCAAGAGCUGCUGCAAGGAGGUCCACCGCUUCGUCGACCAGUGUGUCGAGCGCGCCCUCCGCGAGACCAGCAAGAUCAAGCGCGACGCCAACGGCAACGCCGUCGAGGGCGAGCACUACGUCUUCCUCCACGCCAUGGCCGCCGAGACCCAGGACCCCCUCGAGCUCCGCGCCCAGCUCCUCAACGUUCUCCUCGCUGGCCGCGACACCACCGCUUCGCUGCUCUCCUGGACCAUGAUGCUCCUCGCCCGCCACCCCGACAAGUUCCAGCGCCUCCGCCGUGAGAUCCUUGACAACUUUGGCGACUACGAGAACCCUCGCAAUCUGACAUUUGCCAACCUCAAGGCCUGCACCUACCUUCAGCGCGUCAUGACCGAGGUCCUCCGUCUGUUUCCGCCCCUGCCCAUGAACGCUCGUUAUGCCACCUGCGACACCAGCCUGCCCCGAGGCGGUGGUCCUGAUGCUGAGAGCCCGGUCUAUGUCAAAAAGGGCCAGGCCGUCCUCUACAACGCCCAUAUCCUCCACCGCCGUACCGACAUCUGGGGUCCUGACGCCGGCGAGUUCAACCCUGAUCGCUGGGAGAACCGCAAGGGCGGCUGGGAGUAUCUCCCUUUCAACGGCGGUCCUCGUAUCUGCAUCGGACAGCAGUUUGCCCUCACCGAGGCUGGCUAUGUCCUCGCCCGACUACUCCAGCGCUUUGACGGCCUUGAGGAGGUCAACCCCAGCGACAAGGUCUCUUGGGGUCUUACUCUGGUCAGUCAGCCUGGUGAGAGUGUCAAAGUUCGCCUCCACGAGGCUGUCUAA
Molecule: messenger RNA, 1584 nt
Organism: Cordyceps militaris CM01
Lineage: Eukaryota; Fungi; Ascomycota; Sordariomycetes; Hypocreales; Cordycipitaceae
Product: Cytochrome P450
Exons: 2
Coding region: 1-1584 (527 amino acids)
Molecular function (GO): heme binding; oxidoreductase activity, acting on paired donors, with incorporation or reduction of molecular oxygen, reduced flavin or flavoprotein as one donor, and incorporation of one atom of oxygen; iron ion binding
Source: RefSeq, a predicted model, not a curated record